This is a messenger RNA of Oryzias latipes (Japanese medaka), 1598 nucleotides long. Lineage: Eukaryota; Metazoa; Chordata; Actinopteri; Beloniformes; Adrianichthyidae. The record is from RefSeq and is a predicted model, not a curated record.
CUAAAGAUUUGAAAGUAGAAGCAAAGCCUGGAUAUGUCGUAAAGGAAAAUCAGUAUUUCUCAUUGGACUGCAGCUUCCAUUCUAACCCAUCCGUCUCUUCACUCACCUGGAUGAAGAAGACCAAUGACGGCAGGAAAAUGACUGUGAGUUCUGAGAGGAAAUAUUCUGUGGAAUCUGCCCGUCCCUCUGACAGUGGAUGGUACAGCUGUUCAGCUACAAAUGAUGUUGGAACAGGAAAAUCCCAGCCUGUACAGAUUACAGUCCAUUAUGCUCCAAAAAAAACGACAAUCAUCAAAGGUGAAGAGCUGUUGCAUGAUGGGAAACGUUUAGUGACUCUGAGCUGCAGCAGUCAGUGCUAUCCUCCUGCAACUUAUGUCUGGUACAAAAAAACAGAAAAUAAAAAAGUCUCCAGUGGAAAUAACUUCAAAGUUUUCUCAGACCAAGCAGGAGAGUACUAUUGUGUUGCUGAAAAUGAGUUUGGUCAAGGAGUCUCUGCACCCAUCAGGCCGUUUGAUAAUCACAUGGCCUCUAAAAUACUUAAAGGAACAUCAGCUGUGAAACUUUUCUUUAUUGGCAUUAUUUUUACCUUUAUAGUGGUUGUAGUUUUUAAUUUGUACAGGAAGAAUACAUUUCUUCAGCAAGGAACCAUGAACACACAAGUCAACAAUGAUUUUGUGGAAGAAGAGGUGGAGAUGGAUAAUGAGAACAUCUCUAAUUUUCAUGCAGCUGAAUAUCAGAAUACACAAAGCUCUGUCUAGGAUGCCACUGCAGAUACUGUGGAGGUCACUUAUGCUCAGGUGAACUUUAAACCAAAGAGCGCCAGGAAGAAACUCGGUAUUCUCAAAUUAAAUUUAAGACCUGAAAAGUUUUUUUGCUGGCGAAGACAAGAGGCUUUACCAGAACUGUUGCAAAAAUCUCUGGAAUUCAUUCAAAUUAUAUAAUAUUUAUUAAAUGUGUAAUGUCUCCCAAAACAACACAUUAAAAUGUUGACCAAGAAAAUGUAAUUAUAUUCUAGAACCCCUUCCAUAAGCCAAGCAAUGCAUUGUGGGAGGUAUGAUUGUAUAGGUUUCCAAAUAUCUGGAAGCUAAAUUUGUCUUUUGUCCUUCAAAUUCAAAAAGCAUUGAGUUAAGAAUCCUUUUGUUUAUUUUAGAAAUUUAAGAGAUAUAAGUGUUAAAUUUCUAGUGUUUCAGAUAUCUGGACCUGUGCCUAAUACCACUGCUGUUAUUUAGUCUGGAUGUCAUUCUGGACGAUCAUUUAGUCAUCAAAUCAACAACAAUAACAACGGUUCUGCACAUUUCUAUUGGUGUAAAAUCCAAUGACCCCACCCUCCCAUCACCUCCCUCCUGGUCACCAGCCACCCUGACUACUGCAGCCCCUCCUCAUCUGCCCUCCCCACAAAAAGCUUUAACUUCUGUAAAGCAUCACCUUUACAGUGAAGGUAGAAGUCUGUUUUCAUUGAAACUGAGCAGCUGUUGAAAUUGUUUGUAUGUCAUGUUGUUGAUGUUGUAUCGUCUUUAACCCUUGUGCUAUCCUAGGCACUUUGACAUUGGGAGUGAGGUCAUUUAGACCCCAAAUUUUCUUCAAUAAUUUGUGAUCUU